Molecule: messenger RNA, 12141 nt
Organism: Pseudopodoces humilis (Tibetan ground-tit)
Lineage: Eukaryota; Metazoa; Chordata; Aves; Passeriformes; Paridae
Gene: JMJD1C
Product: jumonji domain containing 1C
Biological process (GO): regulation of transcription by RNA polymerase II
Cellular component (GO): chromatin; histone deacetylase complex
Molecular function (GO): chromatin DNA binding; transcription coregulator activity; histone H3K9 demethylase activity
Source: RefSeq, a predicted model, not a curated record
AUGGCGGUGGAGACGCGGCCGGAGCUGGUGGGGAAACGGUUCCUGUGCCUCGGCGGCGAGGAACCGCCGGAGAGCGGGCGCUGGCGGGCUGGGGUCAUCCGCGCCGUGUCCCAGCGGGACUCGCACAGCCCCGACCUGGCGGUAUAUGUGGAAUUUGAUGAUCUUGAAUGGGAAAAGCGAGAAUGGGUUAAAGUUUAUGAAGAUUUUGCAACCUUCUUGGUGGAGUACCAGCUGGUCUGGGCGAAAAGAAAGGACCCAAGCCAGACUCAGGGAUCAAAGAUCAAACAAAUUCAAUGGCCUGCAUUGACAUUCAAGCCCGUGGUUGGAAAAAGUGUGUACAAUUCAAUUACUGCAGUAGAAUUCCUUGUGGACAAACAGCUGGAUUUCAUAACUGAAGAUAGUGCCUUUCAGCCCUAUCAGGACGACGUAGACAGUCUAAACCCAGUUCUCAGGGAUAACCCGCAGUUACAUGAGGAGGUAAAAGCCUGGGUAAAGGAACAAAAGGUUCAGGAGAUUUUUAUGCAAGGUCCAUACUCCUUAAAUGGUUAUAGGGUGAGAGUGUACAGACAGGAUUCUGCCACCCAGUGGUUCACUGGCAUCAUCACUCACCAUGAUCUCUUCACCCGCACUAUGGUAGUUAUGAAUGACCAGGUGUUAGAACCUCAGAAUGUUGAUCCUUCUAUGGUUCAGAUGACCUUUCUAGAUGAUGUUGUUCACUCUUUGUUGAAAGGUGAAAAUAUUGGCAUCACUUCACGCCGACGGUCUCGUUCCAACCAGAACAGCAACACAGUUCACGGUCAUUAUACGCGUGCACAAGCAAAUAGUCCCAGACCAGCAAUGAAUUCCCAAACUGCAGCACCAAGACAGAAUUCUCACCAGCACCAGCAGCAGAGGAAUACUCGGCCAAAUAAGAGGAAAGGCUCUGAUAGCAGCAUGCCUGAUGAAGAGAAGAUGAAAGAUGAAAGAUACGAUUAUAUAGGUCGAGGAGAAAACCCCAAAACCAAAAAUAAACACUUUCUUAGUAAAAGAAGAAAACCUGAAGAUGAUGAAAAAAAACUAAAUAUGAAGAGACUGCGGACAGACAAUAUCUCAGAUUAUUCUGAGAGCAGUGACUCGGAGAUUUCAAAUAAAAGAUUAACAGAUUCAUCCUCGGAGCAAAAUUCAGAAAAUGAGUUAAAAAGCAAGAACUCUUCAAAGAUAAAUGGAGAAGAAGGAAAAUCCCAAACUACUGAGGGAGUAGAAGAGACACUAACAGAUAGACAAUCUCCAUGGGAUGAAGUACAGCAGGAUAAAAACCAUGAAGAGACAGAAAGACUGAAGUCGUCAGUCUUGGAUCAUCAGGAAAAAUCUUCGCUCCAUGCAGCGGAGCAGCUGAUGCUUUAUGAGCAGACUGCCAAGGAUCCACCUUUUCAAGAGAGUAAUGCAGAAAAGCAUCAUACUGUGGAGAUAAAAAAUGAGCAAUUUUUACCCAGACCUCUUACUCCUAAGUGUGUUAUUGACAUUACUAAUAAAAACAACUCUGAAAAGGAGAACCACGAUAAUUCUGCAAGUACCUUUGGUUUGCAAACUGUUCAGAAAAUAGAAUCUCACAGCAGUGAUUUAAAGCAGCAAUUUGCAAAUGCAAAUUUCCUUGAAGCAAGAAAACAGGAAGCUGAUCAAAGUUGGGUUAGCAGUGUUGAUAAAAUGGAUUUGAUACAACCUGGGGUUGUAAAAACAUUACCAGUAAAUGAACACUUAAAUUCUGAAAAAAUGCAGUAUGGCUCAUUUAUGUCUUCGUUAAAGGUAGCUUCUCUAGCAGAAGAGAGUAAACUGCGUAAACAAAGUCCAGUCCCUGAUUCUGUGAAGUCAAAAUCUAGUGCUUCAGUUGAUCAUCCUAAAACAAAGUCACCUGACGUUAAGCCUAAAUUCACCCAAUCUUCUGAUACUGUGAAGUCUAAGGUUAGUUCCCAAAAUAGCCAUGCUACUGGAUUAACAAGGUUAGCCAAUAAAACUGAUCAUGAUUUGCCUAGGUCUAGUUUUCAUCCAGUUCCAGCUAGAGUUAGUGCUCUAGAAGCUACUAAGAGUCCUCUUAUCAUUGACAAGAAUGAACAUUUCACAGUAUACAGGGACCCCACUCUGAUUGGACAAGAAACAGGAACUAAUCACAUUUCACCUUACUUGCAUCAGCAUAAUUAUCCUCUGCAUUCCUCAUCCCACCGAACCUGUUUAAAUCCAAAUGCACAUCAUCCUUCAUUAACUGGUUCAUCCCAUCUGCUCGCUGGGUCUUCAGCUCAGGCUCCCUUGUCUGCUAUUAACACUCACCCCCUUAGUAGCGCAUCUCAUCACUCUGUUCAUCACCCUCAUCUACUUCCCACAGUGUUGCCCGGAGUGCCUGCUGCCUCCUUGCUGGGUGCCCACCCGCGACUAGAGACUGCUCAUGCUAGCAGCUUAAGCCAUUUGGCAUUAGCACACCAGCAGCAGCAACAGAUGUUACACCAGUCUCCACAUCUUCUUGGACAAGCUCAUCCUUCUGCUUCCUAUAAUCAGCUAGGGCUUUAUCCAAUUAUUUGGCAGUAUCCAAAUGGAACACAUGCUUACUCAGGACUUGGUCUGCCCUCCUCCAAAUGGGUCCACCCAGAAACUCCUGUUAAUGCAGAGGCUUCCUUGAGAAGGAAUACUCCCAGCCCCUGGUUACACCAGCCCACCCCAGUGACCUCAGCUGACAGCCUUGGUUUACGGAGUCAUAUUCCCGUGCGACCAUCCAGUGCAGAUCCCCUUCGGCCUCUUAAACUGACAACGCAUUCCAGCCCACCUUUGUCCAAAAGUAUUGUAGAGCAUCGCAAAGAAGAACUGGAGAGGAAAGUGUUUGUUGAACCUUUGCGUUCUGUUACCACUGCACCAGUGAAGAGUGAACUAGAGCAGAGCAGAAUGCAGACAGCAAAGGAGAGCCAUCUGCAUAGACAUUAUGCAGAUCCAGUGUUGAACCAGCUGCCAAGGCCAUCACAGGAGACUGGGGAGCGACUGAGCAAAUACAAAGAAGAACACAGACAGAUACUCCAAGAAAGUAUAGAAGUUGCUCCUUUUACAGCUAAAAUAAAGGCACUGGAGGGAGAGAGAGAGAACUACUCCAGGGUAACAUCCUUAUCUUCAAGUCCCAAAAACCAUUCAGUGAAAUACGACAAAGAUGCUGAAUGCUCUGUGUCGGAACUGUAUAAAAUGAAACAUUCAGUUCCACAGAGUUUGCCACAGAGUAACUAUUUCACUACCUUGUCUAACAGUGUAGUAAAUGAACCACCGAGAUCAUACCCAUCAAAGGAAGCUUCAGGUGUAUGUGUUGAUAAGCAAACUAAUUGUCCUUCAACAGCAGCUAGUCCCCAGGCUCUCCCCUCCUACAUUUCUUCCCUUUCAAAACCACCACCUUUAAUUAAGCACCAACCAGAGAGCGAAGGCUCUACAAGCAAGAUACCUGAGCAGCUUUCACAGUCAGUGCAGUCUCACUCUGUAAAUUCUUUCAGAAAUGACAGCAGGAGCCCUACUCAGUUGUCAGCCUUAUCUUCAAAUACACUCCGGAGUAUGCCUGCCUUGCAUAGGGCCCCUGUGUUUCACCCUCCUGUGCACCAGAACCUGGAGAAAAAGGAGAGCAGCUAUAGCAGCCUUUCACCUCCAACUCUAACCCCUGUUCAACCUGUUAAUGCUGGUGGUGGCAAAAUACAGGAGUUGCAGAAACCACCAACUUUAGUACCUGAGCCCAAGGAAGCCCAAACUGUUUACAAGGGCACUUCUGAACAGAAUUUAUCAGAAAUGUGGAAGUCUAAUAAUGCCCCAAAUAAUGAAAAAGUGGAUUGGCACAGUGAAAGAAUGAGUGGAAAGUCACAGUCCGCUACAGCAUCUGUUAUUGUGCAUCCUCCUUGUAGCAUAAAAUACGAGAAUGUACCAGUAAUGCAGUCUGCUUCCAAAGAUCAAGCUAGUGAGAGAUCUUCAGCUGUGACAAAUAUAGCAGAUUGCCUGAAAACACUGCCAAAUAUGAACUCAGACAGUGCUCACACACGGUAUGAAAAGAAAUUUGCAGUUGUCUCGCAAGGCAGUAUUCCUCAUGCUGUCACCCCUACCACAACAAUCAUCUGCAGCACCAAAAUGGAUGUCACUGCAUCAGCAACAGUGACAACCAGCUUGUCAAGCCAGGGGAGCUCUGAAGUGACUUACUCAGUCUCGAGCACAGUGUCCUGCACGCUGCUGGAGUCCACAGCUCCAAGAGCGGCCAGCCAGGUGGCGGCACAGUUCCAGGAGUGCAAGGUCAGCACUCCAGCUCCGGUUACAUCUGCUGCUGGCAGCACAGGCAAUGCUGCUCAGCCCAGCUCGGGAUUCUCCACCUCUACUGACUUUGUCCAUUUGAAAAAGCACAAGGCAGCAUUGGCUGCAGCUCAGUUUAAAAGUAGUAACACCACUGAGACAGAGUUCAACUCUGUGAAAAAUCAGACGUUUUCAACCUCUCUCUCCCUAGACAGUGCUAUAGUCUGUAAUACAAUAAACAAAGCGAACUCUGUAGGCAGUGGGCAAACUUCCCAGACGAGUCAGCCAAACUACCACACUAAACUGAAAAAGGCUUGGCUAACAAGGCAUUCAGAAGAAGAUAAAAACACUAAUAAAAAAGAGAAUUCAGGGAACAGUGUUUCAGAAAUUGUUAAGCCGUGUACUGUCAAUUUAAUAGCUUCUACAUCAAAUGAUUUGCAAAAUAAUAUAGAUACCAAAAUCUUGGCAGAUAAGUUUGUAAAGGAAGAUAAGCACCCAAGGAGAAAAGGAAAACGAACUUAUGAGUCUGGCUCUGAAAGUGGUGACUCUGAUGAAAGUGAGAGCAAGUCAGAGCAAAGGACUAAACGGCAGCCCAAGCCAACUUACAAAAAGAAACAAAAUGAUUUGCAGAAAAAAAAGGGUGAUACUGAGGAAGAAGUGAAACCAAAUGGUGUUCUUAGCAGGAGCGCCAAAGAAAAGAACAAGCUGAAGUUGCAGAGUGGCAGUAACAGCACUGGUAUACCUCGCUCAGUGUUAAAAGAUUGGCGCAAAGUAAAGAAGCUGAAGCAAACGGGAGAGUCCUUUUUGCAGGAUGAUUCUUGUUCUGAAAUAGGACCAAAUUUGCAAAAAUGCAGAGAAUGUAGGUUAAUAAGAAGCAAGAAAGGAGAAGAGCCAACUCACUCACCAGUAUUUUGUAGAUUUUACUACUUUCGGCGGUUGUCUUUUAGUAAGAACGGAGUGGUUAGGAUAGAUGGUUUCUCCUCUCCUGAUCAGUAUGAUGAUGAAGCACUGAGUUUAUGGACACAUGAAAACUAUGAAGAUGAAGAGCUGGACCUAGAAACUUCUAAAUACAUUCUAGAUAUCAUAGGGGAUAAAUUUUGUCAGUUGGUAACAUCUGAGAAGACAGCCAUGUCCUGGGUGAAAAAAGACGCCAAAAUUGCAUGGAAGAGAGCAGUGAGAGGAGUCCGUGAGAUGUGUGAUGCAUGUGAAGCCACAUUAUUUAACAUUCAUUGGGUCUGCCAAAAAUGUGGAUUUGUGGUCUGCCUAGAUUGUUACAAAGCAAAGGAAAGAAAAAGUUCUAGAGAUAAGGAGUUGUAUGCCUGGAUGAAGUGUGUGAAGGGGCAGCCUCAUGAUCACAAGCACCUGAUGCCAACGCAGAUUAUUCCAGGCUCUGUUUUGACAGAUCUUUUAGAUGCUAUGCACAAUAUUAGAGAAAAAUUUGAAAUUAAAUCCCACUGUCAGUGUACCACCAAGCAGAGCAUACAAGCUGGCAAGCUCCCUGCAGUGAAUGGUGUGUCUCAGGUUUUGCAGAAUGUCCUUAACCACAGUAAUAAAAUUUCUCUGUGUAUGCCUGAGUCUCAAGAGCAGAAUACUCCUCAAAAGUCUGAGACAAAUGGUAAUGCAAGUCCAAGGAGUGAUGUGAGCACAGAGAGCAAGUUAACACCGCCUGAAUCUCAGUCCCCACUGCAUUGGCUGGCUGAUCUUGCAGAGCAAAAAGCCAGAGAAGAAAAAAAAGAGAACAAAGAAUGUCCUUCUGGAAAACAUUCAAAGGAAGGGAAGGACCAGGAUAAUUUGGAGUCCCCAAACUGUAAAAGUUCCCCUCCUGCAUCCCAGAACAAUGAGCAGGGCUCAACCUUACGAGAUCUGUUAACUACAACAGCAGGCAAACUGCGUCUGGGUUCUACAGAUGCUGGCAUUGCCUUUGCUCCAGUUUACUCUACAGGAACAGCAAGUGGCAAGAGUGGAAGGACUAUGCCAAACAUUCUUGAUGACAUAAUUGCUUCAGUAGUAGAAAACAAGAUUCCACCAAAUAGAGCACCAAAGAUAAAUAUAAAAUCUGAAAUAAAAGAUGAGCCAAAGGAUGAUAAAAAACAUAUUCAGGAUGACUGCGGUAAACAGUACAGUGAUAUCCAGUAUUCGUGGAUCUGUGAUAAGCAUGUUCUGUGGCUCAGAGAUCAUAAAAACAGCAACAACUGGAAGCUCUUCAAAGAAUGCUGGAAACAAGGAAGGCCUGUUUUGGUAUCCGGUAUGCAUAAGAAAAUGAAUUUCAGCCUGUGGAAAGCGGAGUCAAUCAGUCUGGAUUUUGGAAACCAGCAAGCUGAUAUCUUGAAUUGCAAGGACAGUAUAAUUUCAAACACCAAUGUCAAGGAGUUCUGGGAUGGUUUUGAAGAUGUUUCAAAACGUCAGAAAGUAAAAAAUGGAGAAACAGCUCUACUAAAACUGAAAGACUGGCCUUCUGGUGAAGAUUUCAAGGCCAUGAUGCCAGCAAGAUAUGAGGACUUAUUAAAAAGUUUACCCUUGCCUGAAUAUUGUAGUCCAGAAGGAAAACUAAACUUGGCUUCUCAUCUGCCAGGAUUUUUUGUCCGUCCAGAUUUGGGACCCAGACUAUGCAGUGCAUAUGGUGUGGCUGCUACUAAAGACCAUGACAUAGGAACCACAAAUCUCCAUAUUGAAGUUUCUGAUGUUGUUAACAUCCUUGUUUAUGUUGGCAUAGCCAGAGGAAAUGGAGUACUUUCCAAAUCAGGGGUUUUGAAGAAGUUGGAAGAAGAGGAUUUGGAUGACCUUUUAAGGAAGCGGUUGAAAGAUUCAAGUGAACUACCUGGUGCUUUAUGGCACAUUUAUGCUGGCAAAGAUGCUGACAAGAUCCGAGAGUUUCUGCAAAAGAUAGCAAAGGAGCAAGGCUUAGAAGUUUUACCGGAGCAUGAUCCAAUCCGUGAUCAGAGUUGGUAUGUGAACAAGAAACUUCGCCAAAGACUUUUUGAAGAAUAUGGAGUAAAAACCUGCACAGUUAUUCAGUUCCUUGGUGAUGCUAUUAUUCUACCAGCAGGAGCACUUCAUCAGGUGCAAAAUUUUCACAGCUGCGUUCAAGUAACGGAAGACUUUGUGUCUCCAGAACAUCUUGUACAGUCCUUUCAUUUAACGCAGGAGCUGAGGCUGUCAAAGGAAGAAAUCAAUUACGAUGAUAAAUUGCAGGUUAAAAAUAUCUUGUAUCAUGCAGUUAAAGAAAUGGUGAGAGCUUUGAAGAUUCACGAAGAUGAAAUGGAAGAUAUGGAUGAGAACUGAGCACACUCUGCUUUUUGGAGGCAGCAUCACCUCAGAGGUUAUUUCACCUGAUCUAUGAACAAGUAUACACAAUAAUUUAAGCUUCACAAACCAUCAGUGCCAAGAAAACACAGUCAUUGUGUUUUCUUGUUAGUGACACUGCGACAGUAGAGCUUGAUAUCACAGCCACUGUGAUUCCAUGUUCCACUUGCAAACAGUUGACCAGCAUUCUGCUGUCUGUAUUAUAAUGUACAUGAAGUUUAUGAAAUGUCAAAGAUUUAAGAUUAUGUAUUUAUUUUUGGAAAAAACGAAAAAAUUCUAUGCUAUAUUGUUGAUCAAAUGUAAAUGUGACUUGUACAGUUUGCUAAAAUAAUUCAGACCUUUUUCACUACAUUGAGACAGUUACUGUGACAGUAGGACACAAACACCAGCUAUUGCCUGCAUUUGGGAUCUUGCUGAGUCUGCACAGCAGUCAUGUCAUAAUCUGAAAAUUACUGCCAAAUAAUUGUAAACUUUGUAAAAUAUAAAGUAUAUAAAGUAGAUAUUAAAUACAAACACUUCAGUAUUUUAUUGAAGCUAUUCAGUGUACAAUUAAACGUUUUCAAAAGGUGUAAUUUAUUUAAAAAUUGUCUCAUUUUGGUAAAAUUUAUGUGAACUUUUAAAGCUUAAAUAUUAAACUUAAUAUGCUAUGUAAAUAUAUACAUAUAUACAUUCAAUGAUGUAUUUUUUUAAAACAUUGGCUUGCUUUAAUUUGUUAAAAGUGCAAGUGUUACACAUGCUUUGUACAUUGAAGUUGAAAAGGAUUUUACAUUUUCCAUUAAAAUGACUUUGUCAGACGUGGUGUUGCGUUUGUUGUUUGUGCCGCUGGUGCUGACAGGGCAGCGAAGUGCUGCCCUCUGCAGGCCGCAGCCGGGACUGCGGGCACGGCGCUGGCAGCAGCCUCUGCCACUCAUCCCUUCCCUUUAGGAAUCAGGACUUGCAUUGCGGGAACGGGAAAGGCGUUUCUAUAGAAUGAUUAUUUCUUAACAACUUUCCUUUAAUAGUUGAAGUAAUACUACAAAAUAGCUGAUGUUACAAAAAAUACGUGUUUGUUUUUUUCAAUAAUGAUAAAUGUUAGCAGUUGAGCAAAAUUCAAGGUUUUGGAGUGAGUUUUAAUGCUUCAGAAGAAGUGUGCUUUAAGUUACUAAAACUAUUCAAAUACUUAGAUUAUUAAAUGUUAGGCAGAGCCUGUGGCCAACUCAUGAGGUGUCCAAAAGGGGAUAGUAAUUAGCCUGGUUACAGUAAUGAGCCUGGUUACUGCUCCCAGUAUGACACAUCUGACUGGAUUUGGGGUCACCAAAAACCCCAAACCACAUGUAAAUUACCUUUCAAUAUAAUGAAGCACAAAAACAAUUUCUCAUUCCAAAAGUCAAAAUAUUUAAGUGGCUUGAAAACUUAAAAUUUGUCAAGUUGCAGAGAUAUACCAGAGAGUUAAUGGUGCUGUACUUACCAAUUGCUUCUUAGCUUCCUACCCUGUUCCAUCCAUUAUUAUCUUUAUUAUUCCCUGUAGCAUUAGAGCAUUGGCUGAAAGUGCAGGAUCUGCCAGUGUACAUUUGCUUACUGAGAAGUGGAUUCUAGUUCUACAUACUUUUAUUCUUUAGGUUCAGGAUUUAAGUAUUUCCUUCUUCAGUUGAGUUUUUGCAAGGUAGUUGUAAUGGAUGUGAAAUAUCUGGAGGCUGCUGAAAUUAUUAUUCCUGCUGCACAGACUCCCAUUUCCCCUUGGUUCUUUUCCUGCAGCCAAGAGCAGUUGAUGGGCCUACGCCAUGGCUGCUACUACUGCUCACCCCUGUGCUGGUGUGUCUUGGCAGCUGAAUGGGAGGGCAGGGGUUGUCCCCAAAGUGUCAUGUUGCCAUGUCUGCCCUGGCCAAAGUCAUGGGCUUUUCUCCUCUACCUCUUCUCUACUGCAUCCCGGUGGAUAUUGGACAGCAGCUGUACAGCUGACAGCCCCUCUACCUCGAGGUCUGAGCUUUGGUACCAGCCUUUUGUCCCUACUGACAGAUGCCCCUGCCACUGCAGAGUGCUUAAAAGACCUGGGCAGGGAUCCCUGGCACCUGCCUAUCAGGCAAAAGAUGUUCUUCCCUCCUUACAGGGAACUGGGAGAGUGACUGAAAAGUGCCAGAAGUUGUUAAAUACUCCAAAUACUACUAAAAGAAACAAUUUUUUUGAAGUAAGUACUUGGUGUAGCACAUUCUGCUUACUCAGUAGCUUAAGGUUUCUGGCUCUGUCACAAUGAAGCCAAGCCCCCUGCUCCCCUGCAGGAAAUGAGAGCAGGAAGUGGGGUUGGUGUUGUGCUUGUGGCUGUGAGCAUGACCUGAGGUAUCCAUAGCUAAUGUCUGACACCAGAGAGGGGUUUGUUGGAAGGUGUUUUGUUUUCGGGUUAUUUUUUCCCUCUUGACCUUGAGGUGUUACUGGGCAUGUUUUUCCCGUCUUUGCUAAAGACUCUUGGGGGGUUUUCUGCUCUACAAUCUCAACUAUUUUAAUACAGCCAAAAGUAUUCAGUGAGAUCAGCUGAAGAAGCUGUUUGUGUGCAGGAAUGCUGUCAGCUGCUAGAACAUGGAUAUGAAAUACUGUGUGUCAUCUUUUGUCAUGUUCCUGCUUAGCACAAGCUCUGUCUUUGCUUUGUUCUCCUUGAAACUCCUCCUCCUUUUCCUUUCCUGUCCUUCAAAAGAUCACUCCUCAAGUCAUCAAAACUGUGAACUGUGCUCCCCACAACCCCUCCUUCCCCCCUUUCCAGCUCCUUAUUAUCAUCUCCAUCCAGCCUCAGCACUGCUGUACAGUAAAUGCCACAGUAAAUGGCCACAGCAGUUUCUUUCCUGUUGUAACUGCAGAGGUACCUAAUGAAGAAUAUGUUUUUAGCAAAGAACGAAGCAGGACUGUGAUGGCCUCAAGUAUUUCAGUAGAUGGCUGCUGUGUUUAUGGUUUAGCAGAAACAGAAGUUGCUGGAAUUGCUGCAGGGAAAUGGUGGUCUCUGUUAUGGAGGUCAGAUGUAGGAGUAUAGAACAGUCUGAUUUGCAAAUCUAUUUAUUCUACUCCCCCAGCUUCAUUCAACUUGCUCAAAUCUGUGUGUAGGCCAGUGCCCAUCUGAUCAGCACUACAUUCUCAUGCUCUCUGACCUUUUUGGUAGGUGGUAAUUUUGUUUGUACUCUUUCCUGUGACAUCCUGUCAAGCCCUCUCCAGCUCUCACAGCUGACACACUUUCCUGCUGUAUGCCUGUAACUGGGAAUUUCCCUUCCUUCCUCCUUCCACAGCUGCCAUUGCCUGUUCUGCUGCUUUCCAGAGCGGGAUGUUAUUGCUCUCCCCCACAUCUGUGCUGGAUGAGCUGCCUCACACUGUUGAGAUUCCUGGAGUGAGGCUUGCUGUGCUUUCCCCUCCUAACCCCCAGCUUUGCCUCAAACAGUGUCAGCUCUGCAUUUUGCUCCUGCAUUCUACACUUUGACCUGUGCUUUUUUUGGCUAGAGAGCUGUGUCUUCUUCCUGCUGUGGUGUUGCCAUGGUCCGUGUGCCCCAGCUGGCAGCAGAGCACACAGUGGCGUGGUGGGGGUCCUCAGAUGCAGUGGCCACCACCAUGUUCUUUUUUUCCCAUCUCAGUGGAGUGGCCCAGGAAAAGGCCCAAGGAACAAAUGCCCUCUGCCAGCAGCACACACAACCAAACCUCUGUACUUUUUUCAUUUGUUUUCAUCAGUUUUGAAAAGGAAGUCACCAUCUAUGAAUAGCUGGUAGGCAAAUCUUGCCUCGUAGCUAACUGAAGAUGUGAUUCACCUGUUUGUGUGCAAACAGUUGCAUUUUAAACAUGGGUCUUUCAAAACGCAGGUGGGAGACUCAGGGAUUUUUGCUGUUAUGUUUCAAAGUGAACAUUUCUGGUACCUUCCAACCAUACCAGGGCUAUAUAUUCUUGUCCCAGGUGCCUGUUUCUUUUUCCAGUCCUGGGUCUGUGCUGCCUUAGCGAAAAUAGAGAGUAGGGUUUACUAGCUCUGAGGCAGGAAAUCCUGUAUUUGCACAGCUCUAAGGAUUUUAUAUUGUUUGAUCUCAGUAAUACCUUAAGUCCUGCAGCAAAUGGGCCUGCGGGAACACUUCAAAUGAUCAGAAGACAAAAGCCCUGAGCAAGUUGAAGUUACUUCUGGUAAAACAAACGAGAGAGAAAGGAGGUGGAGGUGGCCUCUUGAUUCUUUAGGGAACAGUGAACUUUUUAUACAGUUGAACUCCACAGUCCUCAUGCUCGGGCAGGAAGGUGUGGCAAAUAAUGUCCAGCCUGUACCUGGCUUGUGGCAGCCGCUGCUCUGAUUGCUUUGGAACAGUUUGGUUUUGUUUUCUCCUCUCCUUUUAGCCCAGCUCUUUGUCUGCUUCGCUCUCUGUGAAACUCCUCUUUCCUUCUCCUUUCCUGUCCUUUGAAAGAUCACACCUCAAGAGUCAUGAUGUUAGCCGUUGUGGCUGUAUUUGCUUGUCUCCAUGUACAGAGCUGGGUUGGAAGGGCUCUCAAAAGAUCCAACCUUUUGUGGGAAAGGGAGUCUAGAUGAGGUGUAGUUCCUGUCACUGAAAGCAGGUCACCAGAACUGAAGAUGGCUGAAGAGCUGCU